Funneliformis geosporum is the source of this 201-nucleotide messenger RNA. The record is from the annotation of a GenBank genome assembly. Lineage: Eukaryota; Fungi; Glomeromycota; Glomeromycetes; Glomerales; Glomeraceae.
AUAAAGAAAGAUUGAUUAAUAGAAUACAAUUGAAAAGAAAUUUAGAUAAAAUUUUAGAAAAGAAAGAUUAUGAUGAACCUAAUAAAGAUAUAAAGAAACAUGACAAACAUCUUUCAAAUUAUGAUGUUGAAAUAUUUGAUGACACUGAUUUUUAUCAGCAGCUUUUAAGAGAACUUAUAGAAAGUCGCAUAAUUGAUACAG